AUGAGAAAGCCACAUGCUAUACUUGUACCUUAUCCAGCACAAGAUGCGUUCUCUGAAGAUGAGAAGUUGAAUGAUUUAGCAAGUCUUGUGUCACUACCAGAUGGAUUGGAAACAGGAGAGGAUAGAAACGAUUUUGGUAAGCUACCAGAUGCAAUCUUUCGAGUCAUGCCUGAAAAGCUUGAAGAGAUGAUCAAAGAACUUAAUGCAAAAGGAGAUGAUUUUGAGAAAGUUACAUGUAUUGUUGCUGAUAUUUGUAUGGGUUGGGUGUUUGAAGUCGCUAAGAAGAUGAAAAUAAGAAAAGCAGCCUUCUGGCCUGCAGCAGCUAUAAGCUUGGCCUCUCUAUUUUGCAUCCCUAAGUUGCUUGAAGAUGGAAUCAUAGAUAACAAGGGGACUCCCAUGAAGAAGCAAAUGGUUCAACUAUCACCAACCAUGCCUGCUAUAAGCUCUUUAGAGUUUACAUGGCUGGGAAUUGGCGACUUAAAGACACAAGAAAUACUUUUUAAUUUGAUGGUAAAAGCCAGUGAGUUUGUGACACUGGCAGACUUCACAAUCUGCAAUUCAACUUAUGAAUUGGAGAAAGGAACAUUUACUUCAUAUCCUGAGAUCUUGCCAGUAGGUCCACUACUGGCAAGCAACAGAGUGGCCAAUCAGAUUGGCCACUUUUGGAAAGAGGACUCAACGUGUCUGGCAUGGCUUGACCAACAGCCAGCACGUUCAGUCAUCUAUGUUGCAUUUGGAAGCUUCACGCUUUUUGACCGUACCCAAUUUGAUGAGCUGGCACAUGGACUUGAAAUGACCAAUAUGCCCUUCCUGUGGGUUGUGCGGUCUGACAUGGUUAAAGAUACGCAAAAUGACGGAUUCGAUGAUAGAGUAAAGAGUCGUGGAAGAAUAGUGGGGUGGGCCCCACAGCAGAAGGUUUUGAAGCAUCCUUCUGUUGGUUGCUUUGUGAGCCAUUGUGGUUGGAACUCUGUGUUGGAAGGUGUUAGUUGCGGUUUACCAUUUAUGUGUUGGCCUUACUUUUCUGAUCAGUUUGCCAAUCGGAUGUACAUUUCUGAUGUUUGGAAGACUGGAUUGGUGUUUGAUAAAGAUGAAAGUGGUAUUGUUUCAAGAGAAGAAAUCAAGAAUAAGAUCGAGCAGCUACUAGGAAAUGAUGAAUUCAAGGUUAGGGCGAUUGAUCUUAAAGAAAAGGUUGCAGUUGCUGUAAGCAAAGGUGGUCACUCUGAUAAGAACUUCAGCAACUUCAUUGACUGGAUACAGGAAAAAGACACUUAGUCUGUGGGAGGUUUAGAGAAUUAAUGGUCAUUUUGCAUUCGUUUAGUGCCAGUUAGAAAUAUAUAUAGUUAUUUAUAGUAAAGGGUUUUGGAGUAUUAAAAGUUGUUUUAUCUUUCUUCUCUAUAAUGGCUUGUGUAUGUGUGAGUCUUUAACCUCGCUAUGAACAUACAAGAAUUCCUUCCAGAAUUCUGGCAUCUAUCUCAUGGACUAAAAGUGUUAUGAAGUAGUAAAACGGGGAGAAAAAAUGAAUGAAAAAAAAACUAUUUCUUUUUGGACAUUAUCCAAAUUAGAACAAG
Messenger RNA from Lactuca saligna, 1568 nucleotides. The record is from the annotation of a GenBank genome assembly. Lineage: Eukaryota; Viridiplantae; Streptophyta; Magnoliopsida; Asterales; Asteraceae.